Molecule: messenger RNA, 1729 nt
Organism: Solanum tuberosum (potato)
Lineage: Eukaryota; Viridiplantae; Streptophyta; Magnoliopsida; Solanales; Solanaceae
Product: probable ribonuclease P/MRP protein subunit POP5
Exons: 4
Coding region: 1009-1473 (154 amino acids)
Biological process (GO): tRNA 5'-leader removal
Cellular component (GO): nucleolus; ribonuclease MRP complex; multimeric ribonuclease P complex
Molecular function (GO): ribonuclease P RNA binding
Source: RefSeq, a predicted model, not a curated record
UGUUAUUUCCAAUAGGUCCUUUGCUCAAGUAAAGCAAAUAUAGUAAGUGAAGAAGUCAUGCUAGAAGCAAUGAAGAAAAAAAUACGUAGCAACAACAAAAUGUAUGAUAACUGAAGUAAAGGAAACAAAUAGGUAGCACUAAAAUCGAAGAAUAAGACAGAGGGAAGAUGAAUUACUCAAACCUAAGUUUAAAAUAGAUCAAACUGACUGAAGGUAUACCCUAUUUGGACCAUGUACAUAUCAUUGAGUCUCUGUUCAAAGCAAUUUGACACCCGGUAUCACCAAAUCCUCAAUCAGCCUCUGCCUCCUCUCAUCUUCUUCUACUCCUUCCCACAUAAACUAAUAGAACCUUAACCUCUAAUCACCAUAACUAGCAAUUCUCUUUACUCAUCACGUGACCUCCUCGACCCAUUCAGCCUCCACAUUGGUCAUACCUUGGUCUUCAAAACCAGCUACCGCACAACCGCCACCUAUUGUCUAUCGAACCAGAAGCGUUGUUCUUUUAACCAUUUUUUGGGGUUGUAAUCACACCUAGAAUCGAACAAAUAGAAAGUCAGUUUCUUAAUUCUAUCCUUAUUGCUCAUUUUUUUUUAUUUUGUGUCAUUGCGGUCCUUAAAUUGACGAUUUAGGUUGAAAUUAGACGUUAUGUAUCUGCUUUUUGAGUUUUCUUUUGAAUUGAUGAUGUUUACCAUUUUGUAAAUGGUAUAAUGUUUGUCGUCAAAUAGAUAUAUUACACGUGUGAACUUGAGUGUUUUGGUGAACAGGAAAAGUCUUGUCACUUUAGUUUAGAUAGUUUCUUGUUUGAUGCAUGAAUUUUAUUUUUCCUUUUAGUUUAAACUUCAAUGUUAUUUACUUAUGGUUAUUCAUGGUUUGUUUGUGUUACUUUCGUUUUGUGCUGAGGGUCUUUCGAAAGCAACCUCUCUACUCUACAAAGGUAGAGGUAAGGUCUGCGUACAUCCUACUCUCCCCAAACCUCACUUGGUGGAUUACACAGGGUAAAAGAAGAUCAUGGUGGGAUUUAAGAAUAGAUACUUGGUUAUGGAGGUUUAUUUGGAUCCAAAUAAAGCAACUGCAUCAGAUGAGCCCAUCGUAAUGACUCAAUUCAACUUGACCAAAGCCAUCAGGGAUGUCAUUCUUACAAACUUUGGUGAGUGUGGCCUCGCCUCAUCAGCAAAUUCAUUUCAAGUGAAGUAUGUGAAUCCAAUUACAAAACUUUGUAUCAUACGAGCAUCGAGGGAGGAGUAUCAAAAAGUUUGGGCUUCAAUAACCAUGGUCAGGAGCGUAGGAAGUUGCCCCGUGGUGUUCAACCUGCUAGACCUAAGUGGUAGUAUCAGGGCAUGUAGAGCUGCAGCUUUGAAAUGUGAUGAAUUCAAAUUUCAACAGUACAAGUCGAUGGCCGGAGCUCGCCUUACACCAGAGGUUCAGCAGCAAAUGCAGAACUAUCUCGACAAGAUCAAAGGUUUGGAACACUAACAUGACAAGUCUCCUGAUAACAUGUUGUUCGCACAAGUUGAUCCCUACACCACGGUUAUCAAGAAAGUCUCAUGACAACGUGCUCUCUUUUUGAUCGUUAGCUGGUUCCGAUUUUGCAUUUUUUCUAAUUGUACAUCAGUACCUUCAGAAACUUGAUGGUUCAUUAAAAUGACGUUGGGACCCUCUACCUCCAACUCUAAGAUUGUGAGUGCUCCUCGAGAGUUUGUUAAAAUAUAUAUUAUAAUUUAUAUGUUAA